AUGAAUAGAAUUUUUUACCUUCUCAUAAAAUAUAUUACUUUGUCAUACUUUUUUUUUCAUAAUUGCAAAAGUGAAAAGAAAAAAAACAAUAACAUCAACAACAAUAACAGUAACAAUGCUUUUUUUUACUUUCCAGUGAAAGGCUUUUACAAUUAUAAAAGAAGAACUCUUUUGACAAAAAAAGGGGAAGGAACGGGUAUAAAGAGGGAAAACAAUUUUGUUUUAAUAUAUAAUAAGAAUAGCAAAAGCAAUGACAAAGAUCGAAUAGAAACUUUUCCUUUAUUUUAUAGUAAUACCGCACAGUGCGUAGAGGAGAAAAAAGUAAGAAGAAGCUUCUUGUAUUUCACGGCCAAUGUGUGUAAAGAUGAGAAUGACGUAAGUGAUGACGAGUUAAAAAGAGAGUACAUAGAUAAACUCCUGGACGACAAAGAAACAAUAUAUGCUCUUAGCUCAGGUAGGACAUUAAGCGCAAUAGCUGUAAUAAGAAUUUCGGGUUCAUUGAGUAAAAUAAUUUUAGAAAUAUUAUUACACAAAAAUUCGAAGAAUAGCCCCUUAUAUUUUGUAAAAAAUGUGGAAGAAGACAAAUUGGACUGCGCAGUGUAUGAUGGCACAAAUCGGGAAAAUAAAAUAAAUAUAAAAAAUAAAGUAAAUAUAAAAAAUAAAGUAUAUAUAAAAAAAAAGAGUGAAUAUAACUUAAAGGAAAUUAUAAAAUUAAAGAGAAACUUAGAAGUGCGAAAAAUGUACUGUGCACAACUGUACAACAAUGACAAUCACAUAAUUGAUCAAAUCAUGUUCAGCUAUUUUAAGGGACCGAGUUCAUACACAGGCGAGGAUGUAGUAGAGAUUUACUGCCAUGGGAAUCCCUUAAUAAUUAAGGAAAUUCUGAACGAGAUAGAAAAUUUAAACGAGUUAUUUUACAAUAUCGUGCGUGAUGAAAGAGACCACUACUACUCUUACGAAGGUACUGAAGGAUGUUACUACAGAAGUGAUAGAAAUAACAAGAUACAUGACCAACAGAGUGAGUUGUAUGAUAAUUUACACGAUUUUAAUGAUUUCAUAAAAAUAAGGGAAAGCAAAAAAGGUGAAUUUACUCGAAGAGCAUUUGAAAACAACAAAAUGGAUUUCUUACAAGUAGAAGGACUGAGUGAACUAUUAUUUUGUACACAAGGAGUACAAAAAAGAAUAGCUCUAAAUUAUUUAACUGGAUAUGCAAAGAAGGUUUACGUAAAAUUAAGAAGAAAUAUAAAGGAGUUGUUAGUUUACACACAAUUCAAAAUAGAUUUUGAGGAAGAGCAUAUAUGUUUAGAAAAAGAAAAAAAGGAUAUAAGUAAGUUUAUUAAUGAAAAAGUUAAUGAUGUUAUAAUAAAUAUUAAAAGCAUUUUAAACAAAGAUAACGUUGAAGAUUUAAGUACAAAAUCUGUGGACAUCUUACUAUUCGGAAAUGUUAAUGCAGGGAAGAGUACCUUAAUGAACUUUAUUUGCAAUAAUAAUAUAUCUAUAGUUACAAACAUAAAAGGGACAACCAUAGACAUUGUACAAAAGAAUGUUAAGAUAUCUGAAAACUACUAUAAUUUUUGUGAUUCAGCUGGUGUUGUUAUAAAAAAAAGAAAAAAGGGAGAAACAGAUGAUCAACAUAAAAGUACCAAAGGACGCAUGACCAGUAAUAAGCACAAAAUAUUAGAACGAAUUGGCAUUAAAAAAACGAUCAGCUAUUUAAAAAAAUGUGCAUGUGCAUUUAUUUUGCUCAAUAUAAAUAACUAUUCAGAAGAAUUAAAAAAUGCCAUUUCAAUUUUAAAUAAAAAUUUUGGUCAUAUAGUGUACACAAAUGGAGAAAGAACAAUUCCAUAUUUUUUUCUAUGCAUAAAUAAAUGUGAUUUGAAAAAUUCUGACAUGUUCAGGACAAUAAGAAGGGAUGUAAAGAGGACACUCAUCACAUGCUUACACAAAUAUAUUUUAAAAAAAUUUCAUAAACAAAUUUUUUUCAUUUCGUCCAAAAAGGGGGUGAAUGUGGACAAAUUGCUAUACUGUUUAAACAAAACGCUGGUGAAGAGAAGGGCUGAGAUAACUUUUGGUGCGGGAAGGGAACAAAAAAAAAAAAAAAAAGAACAGAGGGGUAAGGAAAAAGAUAAGGACGAAGAUGAAGAUAAAGGUGAAGGAAAUAAUAAUAUAGACACAAACAAAAGCGAGCCUGCCUUCUUGCCCUUUGAAAGACAUAAAAUUUAUUUACAAAAGGCACUGAACCAUUUGCUCUUUAUAAAAAAGAGUAAAAGGUUCCUUACAUUUGAUAUCAUAGCGGAAGAAAUCAAGCUAGCCGUCCACUCGUUGAAUCAUAUUAUUGGAAAAUUCAAAAGUGAGCAAAUUCUAAACGAAAUUCUUGAGAGUUUUUGCAUUGGAAAAUAG
Plasmodium malariae is the source of this 2400-nucleotide messenger RNA. Its product is annotated as GTPase, putative. Gene Ontology annotation, biological process: tRNA wobble uridine modification; tRNA methylation. Gene Ontology annotation, cellular component: cytoplasm. Lineage: Eukaryota; Apicomplexa; Aconoidasida; Haemosporida; Plasmodiidae. Gene Ontology annotation, molecular function: protein binding; GTP binding; GTPase activity. The coding region runs from base 1 to 2400 and encodes 799 amino acids. The record is from RefSeq and is a predicted model, not a curated record. The transcript has a single exon.